CAGAUAUUAAAUAUUUUUCUGAGUAUUAAAUUAAAAAUAUUUAAUAAUUUAAAGAGGAAAAAUAUUUAAAAACAUUUUACAUUUUUAACAUUUGCAAGAGAGAUACUUUUAUUUAUCCGAUGAUUAUCAUUAAUCUCGAAAGAAUAUUGGAACUGUUUUUAACAAAUUACUUUCCUGGAUAUUAAAUGACUUUACAUUCUUUAUUCAUCGCGUUAUAUUGCACCAUCACGGUUCACUUUGCGUCAUAAAAAAUAAAAACACAUUGAUUAUUGCGCAAGAAAGUGUAAUCUAUUAAAUUGAAUUUUUUAAUCUCUUGAAAAAUUAAGAGAGAGAAACAACAAACAUUUCUCCUAAUUGUUUAACGAAUUGUAAAUAAAGUAUACAUUUGCAACGUUCAUAAAUCUUUAUGAAUAACAAGGCAAAAAUCCUUGCCCGUUAGACUUUGCUCAGAAUCAGACUAUUUGUCAGAUAGUUAAAUGUUUUUCAUCGAUGAGCAUAUAUUGCAUUGUUCCUCUCACAGUCGGCCAGAUAUACAAAACUUAAUCCUUCUUUUUUCUUUUCUUUAAAUUGAUUUAUCACAGUUCCUGAGGGAUAAAUUUUCUUUCAUUUAUCUUUUGAACAUUCUUGUUGAAAGUUUUCUAGCUAAGGGAAAGUGAUUCUUCGAUUGGAAAACUUUUUGAAUAAUCCACUAGUUAAAAGGUAUACGUGUCUCGAGGCACAUAAAUCGCGUCUUGCGUUCCUUUUCACACGAAAGCAUAUCUUCGAAGAAGAACGUCGUCGACGAUCAGUUGAAACAUAGUCAUCGCAUUAAAAAGUGCUACGUACAUCUUAAAGAACUUUCCUGUGCUUCUCGAGAGGCUUAUAAUCGAGCAAUAGUAAAAUUAUUAAAUCGAAGGAAUUAUUAUUUUUAAUAAUGAUAUAAACGAGAGAAAAUAGUCAUCUUUAAAAAUAGUGAAUAAACACCUCCGAAUCAUAUAUUCAAGUGGACACAUCUUUGGAUACGAAUUUUUUUCAUCAGCUAUCAUCGUAAAAAUAUUACGGACUCUUCGAUGGAACAACAAGAAUCUUCAUCGUUCCUGUGGCAAUUUCAUGAUUUUCGAUGCUUACACAGGCAGAUACUUACACAGAAUUAUAAGGAAUACUGCGAUACGAUCAUGGCUGAAGAGGCGCCAUCUCAAAAGUUCAUAAAACCUGGGAGUCAUAAGGGUAAAAGCAUUGCCGUGUUCACCAGCGGUGGCGACUCUCAAGGAAUGAAUGCUGCUGUACGAGCAGCUGUAAGGAUGGGUAUUUAUCUCGGAUGUAGGGUGUACUUUAUCAGAGAAGGCUAUGAAGGUAUGGUGAACGGCGGAAAAGACAUCGAAGAAGCCACAUGGUCGGCCGUGUCUUGCAUCAUCCACAAGGGCGGCACAGUGAUAGGCUCUGCCCGAAGUCAAGAAUUCAGAGAACGUCCCGGUCGUCGAAAAGCCGCCAAGAACUUGGUUAAUCUGGGUAUAACCAAUCUAGUGGUGAUCGGCGGAGACGGUUCUCUCACAGGUGCUAAUCUCUUCAAAGAAGAGUGGCCCGAGCUUCUAAAGGAACUCGUCGCGUCUGGAGAUAUAACUGUCGAACAGAGUGAGAAGAACAAACAACUACACAUUGUUGGACUAGUAGGUUCCAUCGAUAACGAUUUCUGCGGUACGGAUAUGACGAUUGGUACUGAUUCAGCGUUGCAUCGUAUCAUUGAAAGUAUAGACGCUAUAGCUAGCACAGCUUACUCUCAUCAGAGAACGUUUAUAAUGGAAGUUAUGGGUCGUCAUUGUGGUUAUCUGGCUCUGGUGACAGCUAUAUGUUGCGAAGCUGAUUAUGUUUUCAUCCCAGAAUGGCCACCCGAGCAGGGGUGGCCCAACAAGCUAUGCAAAAAAUUAUUGCAGGAAAGACUCACUGGUCAACGACUUAAUAUUAUUAUUGUGGCUGAAGGUGCUGUCGAUAGAAACGGCGAUCCGAUUACAGCUGAAAAGGUUCAUAAAGUAGUCGUAGAAAAAUUACAGCAGGAUACAAGAGUCACUGUUCUGGGCCAUGUACAAAGAGGCGGCAAUCCUUCAGCCUUUGAUAGAGUUUUGGGAUGCCGGAUGGGAGCUGAAGCUGUGAUGGCUUUAAUGGAGGCGACACCUGAGACAGAAGCGUGUGUCGUCACGUUGGACGGUAACCAAGCCGUGAGAUUACCGCUUAUGGAAUGCGUUCGUCGUACGAAAGCUGUGGCGCAGGCUAUGGCCAAUAAAGAUUGGGAUCUUGCUGUGAAACUUCGAGGAAAGGGGUUUGAACGUAACUUGGAAACUUACAAGAUGCUGACUCGUUUGAAAGCUCCAGAUUUAGAUCAUAAUGCAAUCAAGGAAAUUAAUGGCCGCGCAUUAACGAAGCAAUACACUUUAUGUGGACAAGAUCAUUAUACAGUAGGAGUCAUGCACAUAGGAUCACCGUCCUGCGGUAUGAACGCAGCGGUUCGCUCUUUCGUGAGGAAUUGUAUCUAUCGAGGUGAUAAGGUAUACGGUAUAUGUGACGGAGUGUUGGGUCUUAUGGCUGGUAGAUUAAAAUUGAUGGAUUGGCCAUCUGUCACCGGUUGGGUCGCGGAGGGCGGCGCAAAAUUGGGAACGAAGCGCACACCGCCCCAGGAAGAUCAAUUACCCAUAAUUGCUCAAAAAUUGAAAGAGUUUGGAAUACAGGCGCUGCUCAUCAUAGGUGGAUUCGAGGGUUAUCAAACCGGUCUAACAUUUUUCAAAGCGAGAGAUAAAUACGAAGAGUUCAGGAUUCCUAUCGCUAUGAUUCCUGCGACUAUUAGUAACAAUGUGCCAGGCACUGAAUUUUCGUUGGGUUGUGAUACAGCUUUGAAUGAAAUUACAGAAAUCUGCGAUCGUAUUCGGCAAUCGGCGCAAGGUACUAAACGCCGUGUAUUCAUCAUCGAGACGAUGGGCGGUUUUUGCGGAUAUUUAGCGACCGUUGCCGGUUUAGCCGGCGGUGCCGACGCGGCUUAUAUCUAUGAAGAGAAGUUUAAUAUUAAAGAUUUGAAUCAAGAUGUUAUCGCGAUGGCGGCAAAGAUGUCUGAAGGUGUCGAGAGAGGCCUUAUUAUCAGGAACGAGAACGCCAACGAGAAUUACAAUACGGAGUUUAUUUACAGACUUUUCAGCGAGGAAGGAAAAGGUUUAUUCAGUUGUAGAAGCAACAUACUCGGUCACAUGCAACAAGGUGGCUCGCCAACUCCCUUUGACCGUAACAUGGGAACAAAAAUGGGCGCUAAGGCAGUUGAAUGGUUCAGCGAUCAGUUGAGAAAAUGCACUAGCCCCGAUGGCAAAACGGUCACUACAGCAGCUGACAGUGCGGUGAUGCUUGGUAUUAUCAGACGUCAAUAUAGAUAUACACCGUUCACGGAACUUAUCGAAGUUACGGAUUUUGAACAUCGUAUUCCGACGUAUCAAUGGUGGAUGAAGUUGCGUCCACUGCUGAAAGUAUUGGCGAAACACGAAUCGACGUACGAAGAGGAGGGUCUUUACAUAACCGUUGAAGAGAUGAACCAACAGAAGGAUCCGCCUCUCGUAUGAAUCGCGAAAUUGAUUACUUAAAGCGCCGCGUCAGGUAAUACAGCGGCCAUUGGAAAUGGAUAUUACUGAUCGUGUGAAAAGUAGUAGAUGUUUAUGAUUAAGAGAGUAAUCACAGUAUUGUAUGAUAUUAUGAUAAUUUUAUCGCUGCUCGACAAGAGAAACGAGAAUCUUAUAUAUAUUUAUUGGAUCAUGUAUAUCUGAAAAAUUUGAUUGUGUACAUUAUUAUGGUUUUUUCAUAGUAAUGUUUAUAUGCUACAUACGUCCACGUAGCUAUUUAUUUAAGAUUUGGACGCACAUUUUUUGAAUAUAAAUAAUUUGGAUAUGGCCAUAAUAGAUGUGAUCGAGAAUAUAGGAAUGUACUUUUUCAUUUUGUUCGGAAAUCAUGUUUGUGUCUUGAAUGCUUUCCAACUCAGGUGAGAAAUAGGUACAAAGGCAGUAUCUGUGCAAAGUGCAAAGGUAAGGUAUAUUAAACAUUUGAAAACAAAAUAUAAGAGCGGUAUCUGUUGGCAACGAUAUGGUAUUGUUACAGUAUCUUAUAGUGAUGUUAAAAAAAUCGCGUUGCGUAUACAUUGAUGUAUAGUGUGAAAGAUAAAUUAGAAUCUAUAUAUAUAUAUAAAAUUUUGUAGCGUAGCAAGAUAUACAAUGUUCAAGCGCUAAAUAACGGACUAAAAUAUUAUUUUUAUGAAAAAUAUGCAGGAACAUAUGGCUAUAAAUUGGAAACUAACGACGUGCAAAAUUUACAUUUGAUAUGCUACUCGAACCUAAUACAUACAGUCUUCGUACUUAUAUUUUAAUUAUCAUAGAUUUAGCAACUAAAUGUUUAUUAGCAUCAUUAGUGAAUAGUGAUAUUAUUUGUACAUUUUUGAUGUUUUGGACAUUGUGAGUUACAGACUAACAGCCGCAAAUCUUUUGAUAUUUCGUUUUUAACUGCGCGAUAUGUGAAACGUUUAAUAAAUAUAAUUGUAGCCUGGAUCGAGAAGUAAAUCAGAUUUCAGAAAUUUUUCAAAGAGUUUCACAGAUCAAAUAUUCUGAACUGUAUUUGUGGUCUACUAAGGUAUAGGAUUAAAAAAGUAAUGCAAUAUUUUGCGUCGGUGAAAGUGUUUAUCCUUCGGUUUAGCGUUACUCGCGAAGCUAUAAAAAGCUAUUGGAGAAUAUACCUGUCUACCUCAAAACAUAAUUUUGCAACGAUGAACGAACGACUCGCAGGAGAGAAAUUGAUCCGAGUCGCGCGUUAUAGUGUUGCACGUAACGUUAAAGGGAAAAAUUUGCUAAAAUUUAAGAUUUGUGUGACCACAAAGGUAUUUAGAUUUAAUUCUUUUUCUCUUACUCUCUCCCCCCCCCCCCUCUCUCUCUUUCUCUCUCUCUCUGUCUCUCUCUGUCUCUCUACUCGUAUAUUUAUCUUUCGAGAGAAUUGUGCAAGUAUUAAUCUCAUAAUUGUUUUUUUUUGACGUAUAUAAUGUAGCGUUUGUCAGGUGUCCUCACCAGAUUUUAGAACGAAAUAAUUGCAUUCUCUGGUGCAAUCGCUGAAAAUUAUGUCUUGUGCAAACUCUUAUUCUACAUAUUCGUGAAUUUACUUAAGCGUCGAAAUAAAUUGCCGAUUUGUGAUUUUAACAAAAAUACGUGAAACAAGAAUAUACGAAGAAACUUGUGCGUGAUAUCUGCAUUAUAAUAUCCUCAACGUGGAUACUCGCGUCAGAAUAGCGGAGUACGUAACACAAUUUUCAUUACAAAUGCUGCUACUUAGCACUUGCAAUGCGACGAUAUACAUUUAAGAUUUGGCUUUAGUAGAUUAGCGUAUUUGAUAUGCAUGUGCUGCAUAAAAUAAAUAAUAAAAUUUUGAAAGUACAAUGAUACGCGCAUGAUAUUGCGUUAUGAUUUAUUCGAGCUAGAAUACUAAUGUAGAUUAUUAUAUGUAUAUGUAAAAGAAGUUAUUCGACAGAUCGCGCUUGUUCAAAAUCGUUACAAAGUAUAUGUAUAUGAUCUACUAAUAGUGUACGAUAGAUAAAAUAGUUCUUGUUGAAAGGCAACUUGAAUAAUAUCGCUAAUACGGCACCUGUUUAAACGCACGUAGGAAUCUUUAAUAUCCUAUCAAGAGAGGCUAAACUAUCAAACAAGACUAAAGUGCGACAAGAUAGAGGAGAUACGCGAAAGCCUCGUCAAUUAUCUGUGCAUAAAACCGUAUUUUUAUUAUUAUCUGCAUCGGUACAGUUUAUGCACAUUCUUAUAAUAAAUAUUUUUAUUUUAGGACGAUUAUUUGACAAUCAAAUAUAUAUUCAACAGUUCUUAAACAUCUUUUAUUUUAAUAUAUAAGUAAUAACGGAUCAAGAUGUUUAAUUAAAAUUUAAAAUUGAAUUAUAAUUAAUAUAUUCGAUACACAAAUUAUAUAUCAAACUUCUGCUAGUACAAAUAAAAAUCAUGUUGAUAUUUAAUAUCAUUUGAUAUAUGGGAUAUUUAAUUCGUACUCGUGUGUCGGUUAAGAUAUAUGUAUAUAUAAUUAUCGAGUACUCUGUAUAUCGCAUUCUACAGAUGUGUAAGCAAAAAUGUACAAAUAUAGUAUUUGUAUAAU
Molecule: messenger RNA, 6138 nt
Organism: Formica exsecta
Lineage: Eukaryota; Metazoa; Arthropoda; Insecta; Hymenoptera; Formicidae
Gene: Pfk
Product: ATP-dependent 6-phosphofructokinase
Exons: 18
Coding region: 1050-3572 (840 amino acids)
Biological process (GO): fructose 6-phosphate metabolic process; fructose 1,6-bisphosphate metabolic process; canonical glycolysis
Cellular component (GO): cytoplasm; 6-phosphofructokinase complex
Molecular function (GO): identical protein binding; AMP binding; monosaccharide binding
Source: RefSeq, a predicted model, not a curated record